GACACCACCUAAUGCUCGGCUUCCACUUAACGCGUCUGGUCUUGCCCGGCGCGUCAUCCUGCAUCCGCGUUUCAUUUUUCUCACAACAAACCAAUUCCACAACCCUGAACAAGGCUUGAUUCACCAGGCUCAUGUGGACGUAACAAUUCUUCAAUAUUGUUGAAAACCAGAAUUUCUAAGCCAAAAUUCCUUCAGCUGUUGUUUCUACACCCAAUAGCGUCUAUCCCGCGCAGCUUGACCACCGACCACCUUGGGUACAGCAGCUAGCUAAUUUUCACCAAAAGACGUGUGAUACUGCCAUGGCUUCUCAAGCAUCACAUAUAUCUGUAGGAGCGCUUAGUGCGAUCUUUGAUGGCACAAAACCUCAGGUUAAUGAGCCUGUCGUCCAGUGUGUCCAAGUCAAGCCGUUGCCACCCCAGACAAACAACCAAGAGCGUUAUAGGGUUGUUUUUAGCGAUAUAUCCAACUAUGUGCAGACGAUGCUUGCAAUCCAGGCGAAUCAUUUUGUGACCGAUGGGUUACUUCGCAAAGGAUGCUUUGUGAAGUUGAAGCAGUUCCAGGCGAACUCGGUAAAGGGGAAAAAAAUCCUUAUCAUUCUUGACCUCGAGGUUCUCAAGGAAUUAGGGGAAGUGGAGAAAAUCGGCGAGCCAAAACCAUUGGAGAGCAAACUGGAGGAGGAGGAGAAACAACAGUCUACAGCAAUAUCGAGCAACGGGUUUUACGGUGCCAAAUCCCAAAAUGCCCCCUCGCAAGUCAACACACGACCACAUCAAAUGCGUCCCAUGCAGGGUCCUGGAACCGCAACUAUUUACCCCAUAGAGGCCCUCUCUCCCUAUGCCAAUAAAUGGACGAUCAAAGCGCGAUGUACUAGCAAAUCUCCCGUCAAGCACUGGCAUGGAAGAAGCGGCGAUGGCACGCUUUUCAGUGUCAAUUUGUUAGAUGAUAGUGGCGAAAUACGCGCUACUGGGUUCAAUGAGCAAUGCACUGCCCUGUAUGAUCUGUUUCAAGAAGGCGGCGUUUACUACAUAUCUAGCCCAUGCCGUGUUCAGAUCGCUAAAAAGCAGUUUACAAACCUUAAUAAUGACUAUGAGCUUACCUUUGAGAGAGAUACCCUGGUUGAGAAGGCAGAAGACCAGAAUGAUGUCCCACAAGUGCGCUUCAACUUCACCAAUAUUGGGGAUCUGCAGUCUGUUGAUAAAGAUACCACAAUCGAUGUGAUAGGAGUGUUGAAAGAUGUUGGGGAUACCGCCCAAAUCGUGUCAAAAACAACGAAGAAACCCUACGAUAAACGUGAACUUACUUUGGUUGACAAUACAGGGUUCUCGGUCCGCCUGACGAUAUGGGGCACUACGGCGAUGAACUUUGGCGCUACACCAGAAUCUGUGGUGGCGUUCAAGGGCGUCAAGGUUUCUGACUUUGGCGGGAAGAGUUUGAGUUUACUAAGUUCGGGCUCUGUGACUGUGGACCCCGAUAUCGAAGAAGCCCAUAGACUAAAAGGCUGGUAUGACGCGCAGGGUAGGGACGAAAGUUUUGCCUCUCAUGCCCCAUCAGCUGGGGCGAUGUCCGGAAUGAAACGCGACCAAUUUAAGACGAUCGCACAAAUUCGAGAGGAACAGCUUGGGAUGUCGGAGGAACCGGCGUACUUUUCGCUCAGAGCCACUGUCGUCUACAUAAAGCAGGACAACCUGUGUUACCCAGCAUGUCUUUCAGAGGAUUGCAACAAGAAGGUUACAGAGCUUGAUCCUGGUCAGUGGCGAUGUGAGCGCUGCGAUAAGACUCACCCACGAGCGGAAUAUCGAUAUAUAAUGCUUAUUAACGUCAGCGACCAUACUGGACAGCUGUAUCUCAACUGUUUUGAUGAUGUUGGCCGACUAAUGAUGGAUACAAGUGCAGAUCAACUAAUGGAAAUGCAACAGAAUGACGACAAAGUAGUUGGUGACAUCAUCCAAAACGCCAAUUGCCGUACGUGGACUUUUGGAUGCAGGGCAAGAAUAGACCAUUAUGGGGAUCAGCAACGUAUUCGAUAUCAAGUGUCGUUUGCAAGACCCGUCAACUACUCUGAGGAGGCGUCACGUCUCGCUGAUAUGAUCGACAGUUACCAUCUGUCCUAGUUGAAACCUGGAUUUGGGAUUAGCGAGUCGUGCUGUUUCCCUUCCGCUCAAGCUAGUGGCGUGGUGGCUUAUAGUGUAUAAGAUCCUCGUUUAUUAGUUUCUCUAAGUAUGAGCUUAGGGGCCGAUCUUCGCGGCGUUGGGCACAAUGACAAGGCGGCGAUUGAAGGCGAAAGAUAGUGGGUAUAUGAUCGACUUGUGCGACCGGUGCCUAUCUUAGGCGGGUAGUGAAAAGAUGACCACAGUGUAAUGUCAAAUAAUGUCAAUCUUUAGGAGUUAUUCAGUAUGCUAUAAAUCUGGAUAGAAGUGGUUUCCUCUUCGUGCAUCGUGGUCAUUCACCAGGAGGCUUGAAGCUAGUACAAUGACUUAUUCCCGGUAAGCUGGUGGACUGCC
Molecule: messenger RNA, 2501 nt
Organism: Aspergillus versicolor CBS 583.65
Lineage: Eukaryota; Fungi; Ascomycota; Eurotiomycetes; Eurotiales; Aspergillaceae
Product: replication factor A subunit protein RFA1
Exons: 6
Coding region: 300-2111 (603 amino acids)
Biological process (GO): telomere maintenance via telomerase; DNA replication; meiotic cell cycle
Cellular component (GO): DNA replication factor A complex; nucleus
Molecular function (GO): damaged DNA binding; single-stranded telomeric DNA binding
Source: RefSeq, a predicted model, not a curated record